CGCUCACCUUCACUCGCGCAACCGCACCACAAUCUCCGCCCCGGUGCCUUUCUCUGCCGCCCCCGCCCACGCACACGACGCGUCCAUUGACACCGCGCCCAACAUGCCUGACAUGAGCGCCAACCAGCCUACACCGCUACCGACAAGCCGCUCACCCGCGCCGAACGCCGUCGCCUCGAGCGCCGCGGCGCCAAAGCCGACAAAGACCGCGCCAAAGCCCUCGCGGGCGGCAGCAGCAGCAAGAUCCCCGUCGCAAAGAGCGCGACUACCACUCCUCCUGGCAACUCGGCUGCUGACUCUUCUGUCUCGUCUUCAGCUACGGCGUCCUCGCAUUGGUCUGCGCCCUCGGCCCUCCCGCCCGUCACCGAACACCGCACCGCGCGCAGCUACAUGCAAGACGCGACGUCGGCAGGCGCCGCGCUCUCGCAAGCCCUCAACAAGGCGCUGCUGGGCCGGCGGAACAAGAGCCGCGAAGACGUGAGCGCCAGCGGUGCGGCUCUGCAUCCCAGCCACAGCGGCAGUUCGAGUGCCAGCGACUCCACCAAGAGCAAAGACAAGGGCAAGGGCAAGGCGAACGCGAGCGCAUCCUCCGUCUCUGUCGCUACUCCUACCUAUGCGCCUGUUGUCGACGACACCGACGCUGCCGCCCUGCCCGCACCUUUCCCUUCCUACGGCACCGACGACGCGCGCACCCUCGCGCACCACAGCGACGACGCCCUCCCCGUUAUCAACCCCGCCCGCCUGGGCCCCUACGCGCUGCCCUACGCGCUGCCCUUUCCCUCUCCAGCGCCGGCAGGCGUGCGCCGCCCUGACCUGGUGGCCGAGACGUGGCGCGAUGCUGAAGAGCCGGAACGGACGCUGACAAUCCGCGAGCGAGGCGUCGGCCAGGACGGCAGAAUUCUGAUCCCGGCCUGGCACAGGUGGAUCUGCUGCUGUUGCGAGGCGGAGACGUACUGGGAGUUUGAGAUUUGCUCGCGCGGCUGGUGCUGCCAUAAGUUGUGUAGGGACUGUGUUAGGGUUGGCUGAAGGGCUGCUUCUUCUACGGCCGGCAUUUUUCUCUUCUCUUCUCGACACCCGCCUCCCUCAACAUGAAGACUUGGAUGAUCGACUUCGACUUCGCCGUCUUUCGGCACCGUUUGUCAGUUAGUCACACCCCG
Molecule: messenger RNA, 1157 nt
Organism: Aplosporella prunicola CBS 121167
Lineage: Eukaryota; Fungi; Ascomycota; Dothideomycetes; Botryosphaeriales; Aplosporellaceae
Exons: 2
Coding region: 391-1026 (211 amino acids)
Source: RefSeq, a predicted model, not a curated record